Messenger RNA from Tauraco erythrolophus (red-crested turaco), 3240 nucleotides. The record is from RefSeq and is a predicted model, not a curated record. Lineage: Eukaryota; Metazoa; Chordata; Aves; Musophagiformes; Musophagidae.
AUGACGGCCACCGCAACCAUAGCCUCCACGGACAUGGGGCUUCUGCUGAGAGAUGAUGUUUUUGUCGACUUUUUCAACACGUUUCUGAAUCUUCCCAUUUUUGGCCAGACACCCAUUUACAUCAGCAGCACCGGCCGGUGGGACCUAUGGCCAGAGCUGCCAAGCCACCUGGUGAGAAAACACCCCUUUCACUUCUGCCAAUCCAGCCUGUGCUUCCACCUCAUCCUCUGCCAGAAGCUCCUGGGUUUCAUUCGGUCGGGGGAAGCAGGGGAAGAACUGACUGACUUCUGGCUCUCCACCGAAAGGCUUCUGGGGCUUGACGAGUUGGACACAAGGCAGAAGGACCUCUACCUGUCCUUGCUCUACAGGCUGAAAGCCACUCACCUGCGUGAAGGCUCCAGCAUCAUCACUCUCUGCAGAACCGUCAUUGGGUCGGUGCUGAAAACCAAGCACGAUCAGCUCAUCAGCACCAGGAGGGAGAUCCUAAGAGAGAUGCAGGAACGGGCCCUCUUUAUGAUUCAGAGUUACUGGCUCCCUAAAUUCUUCAUCCACUGCAAGAUGGGCAUGGAGGAAGAGGAAUCAUGCCAGUCUCUGCUGCAGGAAUAUCAGAGGCGUUUAUUACAGCCCAACUUGCAGGAGCCCUCAGGCUUUUCGGAGAAUCCCUUCACGAUGCAUAUUAAAAGGAGCCAGGGUUUGUCGGGGCUCUACUGCAGCAAGAAGGCCAAAGCAGAGAUCUGGAUGCUGGUCAAGGAAGGAAAAGACACCCAAGAGAUGAAGACACUCAGUUUUCAGGUGCAACCAAAAAGGCAGCCGGGGCCAGCCAGGAGCACAAAGGAAUCACAUCUGGAAGAGGCUGCUUUGGGACCGACUCCUCAGCAGCCAGAGCAUCCUGCAAACACUGCUUUUGGAGGCAAAGGAGAAGCAAUCUCUCCUAAAAGACCUAGACCCAAUGCAGAGCAGGUCCUUCAUCUGGAAGACCUCUGUGAAGAGAAGGUCCUCUCUAACCUGCGUUCCUCUACACCCCUUGCCCAGCUGCCAUCCCUGAAAAAGCCGGUCAAAACCUUGAAUUUCCUCCCCUGGGCCCUUAGUGCUGAGAGCUGCGCAGGACAGCCCUUCAGGGACUUCUUGAAGCGCCAGGACCGGUCCGUGGAGACUCAUCUCCUGGAUCUGUGGCAUGACCUGGAGGAAUUUCUGUCUGUGGUGCUGGACCCCAGCAGAGAAAACAGUUUCUUCCUGCGUCAUUUGAUUGCAGAGAAGAUAUGCAAGACCUACCUGGAGGAGGGCACCAUUAGGCAGCUUCCCCUGGAGACCAGGACUCUCAGGAGCUUGAGGGACCAGCUGAUGUCUGGAGAGUUCUCCCCCUGGAUAGUCAGAGCCCAGAAGGAGAUUUGCAAGGUGCUCUGCUGCUUCUACGAGGAAUUUCUAGCUGACGACGACAGGACAUUCCUCCAGUUUAUGUCUCCGCAGAGCGAUGUCCCGAAGCCGGAGAUGCAAGGCCAUGCUGCUGGGAAAGAUGAACGUUUCCUCCUGUCCCAGCGGAUAAAUGCGUCCUUGGAGCUGAGCCAGGCCUUGCAUGGCACGAGGGACUUGGAAGAUCUCUCCUCCGAGCACUGGCGAUUAAUCGCCACUCGGGACCUCCGGAAAGGGGGCUCCAUCCAGGCAGAGGUGGAACCUCUCCUGUGCAGGACUGACUCCCAGAAGAUGGUAUCGAAUGAGCUGGCUGUUCAGAAACCCUCACUGGCUGUGGAGAGAUCAAGCAAGGAAAAUGAGGUUCUGGAUCUCAAAAGUCCAUCACUUGUCACUGAAUCCAAGAACAGAAAGAAGAGGACUGUUCCCAUGAGAAAAAACAAAUUAAGGGUGACGAAGUCCACCACUGUUGCAGUAAAGAAGCCAUCUGAAAGACCCAGGCACUUUGUGAAAGUCCUGCACAACCCUGCCCACCUGCAGUUCUUCAAGCAGUUCCUCAAGGAGCGCAAUGCAGAUGAACCGCUGCGUUUCUGGAUGGCCGUGGAGACGCUAGUCUCAGAGACCAACCCCGAGACAAAGAAUUUCCUCAUUAACAGCAUCGUCAAACGUUAUUUCCAUGCUGAAAUCCCAGCUGAGGAGCAGCUGGACUGCGACAAUUCAAUCAUCGAAGACAUAGAUGAGGCCGAAGUAGUCAGCCCCUUCAUGUUGAUGACAGCACAGGUCUUUGUCCAGAAGGCGAUGGAAAAACGAUGGUUUAAACAGUACCAGGACCUGUUUCCCCCGAGCGAUAUGCAUAAGCCUGACCUUCGUUUGCAGCACAGGAUGGAGAACUUCAUGACAGACAAGCUGCGGAGGGCCUGGUAUGCCAUUCACGACAUCAUCAAGAGCAUCUGCAAGUUCCGGAGGGAGAUGAACAACAACGAACACCGCGCAGAGUUUGAGGACUUUCUCCGUCGGGAACUAGAAAACAAGGAGAAAAACUUGCCCAUCAGCCCGAUGCAGAGCAGCAGCACCGUCAACACUGUCCGCUCCCACACGGCCUCUGCCAGCACCCCACCGGACAUAGGGGUGGCACUAGUGAAACGCCAACUGUUUAACGGCCAGCUCAUCACCGUCAACUUCCUCGUCAACGACCUCCACUUUUAUCUGGAGAUUGACAAGUUUUCCAGGCUGGCUGAUUCAGUUGAAGCUCUGGCAGGCCGCAACAUGCGGUCAAAAAAGGAAGUUGCCUUUCUGAAAAAGAAAGUUGCCAUCAUCAGCAAACUCUUCCUGAACUCCGAUAUUCCCCCCAAAUUGCGGGUAAACAUCUCUAAAGAAGAGAGAUAUUUAAUCUGGAGUUUGUCUUCCAAUGGGCUACUGAACCGCAUCCUCUACCACAGGGCCAAGGUCAUCAUCUUCCCCAUCCUGAUGCACUUCUGGAGAAGGUUCUGCACCUGGAAGGUGAUGAGGAGCUUUCAGGUCUCCAUGAAGGAGAAGGUGCCAAUCUCUUCACCCAGUACAAAAACGUCCUCCAAAUCAUCUGACAUCUACAGUCCAAGCGACCACACUGUCAUUGUCUUCACACUCCUGAAAGGAGUCCAGAUCCUGCUGCCGCAGCCCCAGGAGAAAACGGAGCCAUUGAAGGAGCAAAAAGAUUCAGAUAAAGACCUUGAGAAAAGGCUCUCAUUCAGCGAGUCUGCAUCCUGUCCUGCAGAGGAGGCACCAAGGGAAGAACAGACCUUCGAACCUACCAUCCACACUGAGCAGGACAGGAGUGUGCUCCAAGAAACUUGA